Messenger RNA from Cervus elaphus (red deer), 644 nucleotides. RefSeq names its product 60S ribosomal protein L29-like. The transcript has a single exon. The coding region runs from base 61 to 519 and encodes 152 amino acids. The record is from RefSeq and is a predicted model, not a curated record. NCBI's taxonomy places the organism in Eukaryota, Metazoa, Chordata, Mammalia, Artiodactyla, Cervidae. Gene Ontology annotation, molecular function: structural constituent of ribosome. Gene Ontology annotation, biological process: cytoplasmic translation. Gene Ontology annotation, cellular component: ribosome; cytosolic large ribosomal subunit.
AACUUGAAAUAAAACAUUCCUACUCGACGCGCUUCGGCAUCUGCGGGCCCUGGUGCAGACAUGGCCAAGUCCAAGAACCACACCACGCACAACCAGUCCCGAAAAUGGCAUAGAAACGGCAUCAAGAAACCCCGAUCACAACGAUAUGAAUCUCUUAAGGGGGUAGACCCCAAGUUCCUGAGGAACAUGCGCUUUGCCAAGAAGCACAACAAGAAGGGCCUGAAGAAGAUGCAGGCCAACAAUGCCAAGGCCAUGAGUGCACGUGCUGAGGCUGUCAAGGCCCUCGUGAAGCCCAAGGAGGUCAAGCCCACGAUGCCAACAGGUGGCAGCCGCAAGCUCAGCCGACUUGCCUACAUUGCUCACCCCAAGCUCGGGAAACGUGCUCGUGCUCACAUCGCCAAGGGUCUCAGGUUCUGCCGGCCAAAGUCCCAGGCCAAGGCUCCAACCAAGGCCAAGCCACCUGCAGCUGCGGCUCCAGCUGCCAAGGGUGCCCAGGCCCCCACCAAAGCUACAGAGUAGAGACCUUCAUCUGCCGGUGUGAGGACAGAAGGACUGGUGUGACCCCCUGGGCUGCUGUCUGCGUGGCGCUGGUGUCCUCCUGUGCUAUUUGUACAAAUAAAUCUGAGACAGGAAAAAAAAAAAAA